This is a messenger RNA of Pestalotiopsis fici W106-1, 861 nucleotides long. RefSeq lists its product as uncharacterized. Lineage: Eukaryota; Fungi; Ascomycota; Sordariomycetes; Amphisphaeriales; Sporocadaceae. The transcript has a single exon. The coding region runs from base 1 to 861 and encodes 286 amino acids. The record is from RefSeq and is a predicted model, not a curated record.
AUGCACGACGGCAGAGAAAGAACAGUCAGAUUCCGGGAGAGUGACAGUUCCUCCCGACCCUCACCUCCAAGUCGGGAUUCAGGACUUGGUUCGUCUACUGACCAGACAUAUAUAAGAGGGAGAUCUGAUCGGUUCUUCACAGCUCAAGAUCAUGACACUCAACGGUUCAACGUUGGUGCCCUGCAGGAAGCCCUGGACUCGUGCCGCGAGGAAAAGGGAAAAUACAAGAGCAAGGCACACGAUUUGGAUGCACAGCUGAACGCAUGCAAGUCGACACUUCGUGAAAAAGAGCUCGAAAAUCGCUCCCUCAGAGAAGAGAACUCAACACUGAGACAUCAGAGGGAUACCUUCGAAAGCGAGGUACACGACCUGCGUCGGCGUCUGGCACCAUCCGAGCCAGACUAUAUGAUGAGUGGAGGGUCGGGUGAAUCAUCCAACGGGCUUGGUAGAACCAGAAGCAAGCGUCAGGAUGGCCAGGACCAGAAGAACAGACUGCGCGAGCGCAUCAACAUGGUCAACGAGCCAGCACCUUCGAAUAGGGACAGUAUAAGAGGCCGUCGCUUAAGCAUGAGUCAUACAACCGCACCAUAUCCCAGAGACACGGUGGAUAGUCGCCCUUCACGGGGCCCGCCGCUCACAACGCGGGGCUUUCAACAUAUCGACGCUACCAAUAACAAUUACACGACUUCAGCUCCCGUGGGAUCGCCGACGACAUUCAGAACAGAAAGUCUAUCGUCACCCAGGAGCACGACUUCCACGUUGAACACAUUCAUGACUGGUGGUGAUUACGUUCCGGAGCCUCUGCCACCUAAACCCAAGGUGGAUAGCAAGAGCUCCUCAAGCCGGAAAACACGGCAUUGA